Molecule: messenger RNA, 842 nt
Organism: Tachysurus fulvidraco (yellow catfish)
Lineage: Eukaryota; Metazoa; Chordata; Actinopteri; Siluriformes; Bagridae
Gene: dusp28
Product: dual specificity phosphatase 28
Exons: 3
Coding region: 140-535 (131 amino acids)
Biological process (GO): protein dephosphorylation
Cellular component (GO): cytoplasm
Molecular function (GO): MAP kinase tyrosine/serine/threonine phosphatase activity
Source: RefSeq, a predicted model, not a curated record
GUUAGUAAUAACAGGAUAUAACUCAAACUGCAUGGAUAAAAUCUAUAAAGUGAUGUUUAUUUAUAAUACGUUUACGGUAAAAGAGGAAUAAAACAACAUAAAAUAAUUAUACAUCAGGGUGGAAAAAUGAGCUAGCUAAAUGCUGUGUAAGGUUACAGACUCGCUGUUCAUCAGCAAUGCGCGCUCAGCCUGCAGUGAUGAGCUUCUCCAGAAGGAGGCAGUGACUCUCUGUAUCAACGUGUCCAAGCAGCAGCCCUGUCCUUCAGCACGUGUCAGCACUCUGCGCGUGCCCGUUUACGACGACCCCAACGAGGACCUGCACGCGCACUUCGAUAGCUGCGCUGAUGUCAUACUCCGUGAAGCUGCGCGCGGCGGCCGAACGGUCGUCUACUGCAAAAAUGGCCGCAGUCGCUCGGCCACAAUAUGCAUCGCCUACCUCAUGAAGCACCAGAGCUUGUCCUUAACCGAGGCGUAUGAGGUAGACAUCUGUGGUAAAAAAAGCUCGUUCAGUGGUGGAACCAAACCCAGGCUUUAGGGCCCAACUGGAGCGAUACGAGCAGGAGCUAAAGACCAGGAGGUCAGAAAGCAGCAGUCUGAAUAUCUUGCCAUCUUAAAACAAACAAACAACAAGCUCCACACCGAGGCUCCUGUUGAUCUUAUUCCAGCUAGUUAGCUGCUAUGUAAAUCAAAAUCAAUAAAAGACUACAGAUUGUUCUCUUGAAAAUCAUACCCAUUAAUGACAUGGAUGUAACACAAACGCCUGCGGUUUAGACCCCUUUCACUUCAGCUACUAGUUCACGGAAGACGUAUAUCACAAAAUAAAUCUAAUAUCUCUUAAACGA